This is a messenger RNA of Drosophila gunungcola (fruit fly), 876 nucleotides long. RefSeq names its product mitochondrial dicarboxylate carrier. Bases 1 to 876 code for a protein of 291 amino acids. The record is from RefSeq and is a predicted model, not a curated record. Gene Ontology annotation, molecular function: antiporter activity; malate transmembrane transporter activity; oxaloacetate transmembrane transporter activity. Gene Ontology annotation, biological process: succinate transmembrane transport; malate transmembrane transport; oxaloacetate transport. The transcript has 2 exons. NCBI's taxonomy places the organism in Eukaryota, Metazoa, Arthropoda, Insecta, Diptera, Drosophilidae.
AUGAACAAUAGCGAUGCAGGGAGUUCGAUGGAGCAAUUUGUACAGAUGCCCGUGUACGUGGGCUUUCUGAUCAAGAUGACGGCCCAAGUGCUGUCGCAUCCCAUGGAGCUGAUUCGGGUGAAUAUCCAGGCCAAUGUGAUCCAUCAUAGUCGGCUAACCGUAAUCCAUAUGAUCCGGCUGAUGGCCAGGCAUGGGCUUCCCGGCUUUUAUUAUGGCAUUGUGGCCUCCGGCAUGCGUUGCACUGUCCACACGAUGUCCUCCUACUUACUGUUCUACAAUCUGCAAGAUAACAAGUAUGUGAUGAUGCUUAAGCCGUACAACACUGCCAGUGUCCUGAGUGUCACAGGGUUUUGGGGCGGCCUUCUGGCCACGCCCUUUGCCAAGUUGGCGGUCAUUCGGCAGGCGGAUCUUACGCGUGGAUCGUUCCAAAGGCGCAAUUACCGGAACUUCCUGAGCGGUCUCAAGUGCAUGUACAGAAAGGGCGGAUUUUUUUAUUUGUUCAAUGGAUGGCAGGUGAACUGUUUUUCGAGCACAUCAGUGGCAGUGCUGUAUACUCCCGUGAGCAAUCAAGUCCGUACCCUGAUUUCUUGGUUCCACGGACUAGACGCACCCUGGCUUAGCGAUCUGAUUACCAUGGCGCUGACGGGAAGCAUUAUCACACUUAUUAUGACGCCUGUGGAUGGAUUGGCCACCGUAAUAUUGAACGAGUCCUCCUACAGCCAUAUGUCCUACAGAGACGUGUGCCGGAAAAUAAUACAUAAACACGGUUACAGAGGUUUUUUCUUUGGUUGGAAGCCGGCUCUUAUGGCCCUUGCACCACACACCAUAUUGGCAACUAUUGUGUACAGUGUAUUAGUUGAUCGGUACAUAAUAUAA